GCAAAUACUUGUAAUUGUUAAUUUAAAAUGUACACAUGUAAUGCUCUUAGUGGGCCAUUUUAGAAAAUGUACGUACGGUAUAGUUAUUAUAAAUAGAGUACCAUAGAAGAACCCAUCAUCUUAAUCAAUUCCUUUAGAGACCUAUAUCAUAUCAUUCCCCAAUCAAGCAAAAUAUAUGACUAUUGAAAAUGGCGGGAGGACCUGCUGGACAUUGUUGCAAUAUACUUUUUGGAGCAUUAUUUGUAGUACCCUUCGUCAUCUGCUUCCUCAUGGCACAGAUCGCCUUGGCAAUAAGCUCAACUUGUGCCAAACUUGUCCACAUCCAAGUCUCUAUUAUUUACGUAAUCGCGGUUCUAAUGUUUUUUCUCGGCAUAACGUAUGUCAUCAUAUCAUCAUUGAGUCAGUGCGCCGUCUCCCUCAUGCAAUCGUCUAAUGCCGCUUCUUGUGGCCGCGAUUAUUGCCUUGAUUGUGUCCUCAGUCGUGCACGAGCAGUCCAAGCUCACCGGGAAAUCAUCAGUCUCCCCCGCUCCGGCACCGGGCCGGCCGGCCGAUAAGGAAUAUAAUACAGUCUCGAUCAGUUCCCCACCUCGCUUCGAGACAGGGUACUUUCCCAGUGGAAUAAUGGUUCUAAUCUCCCAAAGUGUCUCGUACAUUCUCUUAUGUGCACUCGCUUGAAUUACACCUAUGACUCGCUCCAACAACUAUCAGUUGCGCCUCUCACCCCCUUAGAGUCUGGAUGUUGUCUUCCACCUCAAAGUUGUAGCUUCGUGAGCCCAACAAAUUGGACAAGCAAUCAAACAUCAUCAUCUUUAGGAGACGAUUGUUCAAGGUGGAACAAUGGUCAACUUUGCUUUAAUUGCGAUUCUUGCAAAGCAGCAUUACUAGCUCAAUCCAGCAAAAUUGUGGAAAAAAUAGGAAAACUUACAUUUGGUGUGAAUAUGGUGUGUAGUCUGUAUGCUCUUUACUUCAUUUUGUUCAAGUUGUAUGUGCACCACUACCCCGACCCCGAUGAUAUUCAGCCUUAGGCAUGGUUUUGGACAGUGGCAGAGCCAGAAAUCUAUGGUUAAGGGGGGCGGUCCUUAAACAUUUUACAUUGCAGGGGCCAAAGUUUAAAGUAUCAACAUCUUUUCUAUAUAUUAAAAGUAUUUAUACAUAAUACGAAGUAUAUACUUAAGAUUUUUUUCUUGCAGGGGCCGAGACCCCCUCCAGCCUCUCUCUGUCUCCAUCCCUGGUUUUGGAGAGUAUAUGUACUUCAUCACACUCCAGUCUUAUCAUAUUUUGUAUACACAGUCAUAUAGAAGUAAUAUAUGUUGUUGCAGGAUCACAUUUUUGUACUCCGUAAUUAAUAUGAUUAUCAUUUUUGUAUGCA
Messenger RNA from Cuscuta epithymum, 1369 nucleotides. NCBI's taxonomy places the organism in Eukaryota, Viridiplantae, Streptophyta, Magnoliopsida, Solanales, Convolvulaceae. The record is from the annotation of a GenBank genome assembly.